This is a messenger RNA of Ciona intestinalis (vase tunicate), 2646 nucleotides long. The record is from RefSeq and is a predicted model, not a curated record. NCBI's taxonomy places the organism in Eukaryota, Metazoa, Chordata, Ascidiacea, Phlebobranchia, Cionidae.
UCUGUUUUAAACAAGUGUUGAUAAUUUAAAACAAUGAGUCAAGGUAAAGGAAAACCUAAAGCAAAACCACAAGCAAAACUACAACUUCGUACAAAAUAUGAUUUAAUAAAGAAAUGGGAGCCAUUUUUUACAGGAGGUCGUGUUGAAGUUUCCAACAGUGAAAACUAUUUACUGUGUGUAUGUGGGGACAAGAUAAAAAUCGUGAAUGUGGAUUCCGGAUUGGUCGAAAAAGAGCUGAGUCAUGAUGGAGAUGAUGUGACAUGUUUAGCUGUGAGUCCGGAUGACUCUAUGAUCGUGACGAGCACCAAAUCUCUUCUGUUGAAACAAUGGGAGUGGAAGAUGGAAGUGAAAUGUGUUCGCACUUGGAGAGCAAUCCACAUGUUUCCGGUUGUUUCGAUGGAUUUUGAUCCCACUUCUACUCUUCUCGCCACAGGAGGCAGCGACGGCACAAUUAAAGUAUGGGACAUGAUUCGACAAUAUUGCACUCACAACUUCAGAGGUUCACCUGGGAUAGUGAACUGUGUUGCUUUCCACCCAAACAACCUAACUUUAUACAGUGCUGCUGAUGAUUACAACAUAAGGGUAUGGGACCUAAACUCAAGUAAACUUGUAAAGGUUCUCAACAGCCAUGUAAGCUCAGUGACCUGUUUAAAGUUUUCAAAUGUGGAUUGCCUGGUCAGUGCUGGAAGAGAUAAUGUUGUUUGUUUAUGGAAUGUAAAGGAAGGUGGUAACGAACCAUACAAAGUGAUUCCUGUGUUUGAAAGUGUCGAGGCAGUGAUACUUGUACCGAAGGAGCUUGAAAAGUGUUUUAACUUUGAAAGAAAGGAAAAUGAAACUGGAUUUUUGAUUAUAACUGCUGGUAGCAAGGGUCAGUUAAGGGUAUGGGAAAGCAGUAACGGGAAGUGUGUGUUUACAAACCCUGACAAUGAUUCCAACGUGGCAAGUGGAUACAUACAUGCUAAACUCAUUCCUGAUACGAAUAAAAUGGUUGCUGUAACUUUUGAUCAUUGCAUAGAUUGUCUUGAUAUGAAUGGGUUGGUAGUGAACAAGCAGAUGGUUGGCUAUAAUGAUGAGAUUGUUGAUCUAAAGUUGUUGGGUAAAAAUGACAGUCAUAUUAUUGUUGUUACCAACAGCCCUCAUAUUAAAGUGUUUAACAUGAAAACCUCUGCUUGUCAAGUACUUAAAAAGCAUAGUGACACCGUUUUGUGUGUGGAUGUUUUUAAAAAUCGCACUCAUUUUGUAAGUAGUUCCAAGGAUAAUACAGUGUGCCUGUGGAGGAUGGAAGAAAACACAUAUGCUGUAACUUGCUUGGUAGUUGGGGCAGGUCACACACAUGAUGUAGGUGCUGUUACUUGCUGCAACAACAAGAUGGAAUUUUUGGUUUCGGGCAGCCAGGACCAAACCUUAAAAAUUUGGACAAUCAAUGAAACCUUCCAGCUUCGUGUAAAACAUACAGUCAUGGCACACUCCAAGAACAUUAAUUCAAUUGUCGUUUCACCCAAUGAUAAACUAAUAGCAAGUGGCUCCCAGGACAAGCUGGCCAAACUAUGGAAAGUUAGUGAUGGUUCUGUUGUUGGUACAUUUAAAGGACAUAAAAGGGGGAUUUGGUGUGUACAGUUUAGUCCAAUGGAUCAAGUUUUGGCAACAUCUUCUGCAGAUGGUUCAAUCAAAUUAUGGAGUUUGUCUGAUUUUACAUGCUUGAAGACUUUAGAAGGACAUGAUUGUUCCGUUUUGAAAGUCAUCUUUAUCGCAAAAGGUACACAGAUGGUAAGCUGUGGGUCAGAUGGUUUGCUAAAGUUGUGGACAAUCAAGUUAUCCGAAUGCAUUCAGACUGUCGAAGCUCAUGACGAAAAAGCAUGGGCAUUGUGCUCUGAUGUUGAGGACACAAUGAUUAUUUCUGGGGGAGCAGAUUCUAUUAUUUCAUUUUGGAAAGAUGUCACUGACGAGCAGAGGAGAGAGGACAUAGAAGCGAAACAAAAGACAAUGUUGCAUCAUCAGGAACUCCAGAACUUGCUGCAAGAAAAAAAAUACGAAAAGGCUCUUCAUUUUGCAAUAAAGCUGAGUCAGCCCUUUACUGCAUUAAACGUUAUCAAGGAACUAAUGUGGGAAACUGAUGGUUAUGAUUUCCUUAAUAAAUAUUUAUCAAUUUUACGGCUGGACCAAAAAAGUGAACUACUUAAAUUUGUUGUGUCGUGGAAUACCAACUCCAGAAAUUGUCAUGAAGCUCAUGCAGUGUUGAAAGCACUGUUGUCUAACACAGCACCAGAAGAUUUUGAACAAAUAGAAAAUUAUCAAUCAGUGAUAGAAUCAUUGUUACCAUACACAGAAAGACAUUUUCAUAGAAUGAACAAAAUCUCUCAACAAGCUACAUUUGUUGAUUAUACUUGGCAGCUCAUUAAAAUGAAAGAAUAAUUCAAAAUUCUUUGUUUUUUUUAAUAAUAUAAUUACAUUGUAACUUUAAAGUGACAGCUAUGUGUUUAACUAAUUAUACCAUCAGUUAAAUAAGAUGUUAUUUUGUGUAAGUGUCGCAUGCUUCUCUGUUCUCUGGUUUAGUUAUUGGUCAAACACAAUUGUAAUUUUUGCGUUUUUUUUAAUAAUGUGCGAAGUGCCAUUACAUUAAAUAAGAAAUUUCAUUUUCGUGUCUUG